AUGAAACUGCAAAACCAAGUUUAUGCAAAUAAUCAAGAAAAAUCUACUGAUGAAAUGUUUCAAGACAUUCAGAGAUAAAAUAAGGAAAUUGAUGACAAAUUCAUGAGUGUCAAGGAAGAAUUGAGUAUUCUAAAACAUUCGUCUCACAUUCUAAUUGAAUAAUAUUUCAGCAAAAUCUCCUAAAAGCUUGAUUUUAAACAAAUAAUCAAGGAAGAUAUACCUGAACUCCAAGAAUUACUUAAAUAUAGUAAAAAGGAUCCUAUCAAACUAGAAAAACUCUUCAAUGGCAAAGCGAAUCAAAUUAACUUUAAAAUUUCAGAUGCAAAUAUUGCAAUGCAAGUUAAAGUUGAACUGGAAAAUAGAAUUAAAGACAUUUAAAUGAAAGUAUUAGCUCCACUAUAAGUCCAGCCAUAAUUUUAAGAUAUCAAGCCAUAGAUUAUCCAAUAAUAGUAAAUCAAACCUCUGUAAAAGAACAUUGAAUUAGUUAAAUAGGAAAAUUAAGAGAAAGAAAAAAAUGUAGAAAAAAUGUAUUUUGAGAUUUCAUCAAGCGAAGAACCUAGCUUAAAAAAAGAAUCAAUAGAAAUCAAAUUGAGACCCGCUGAAGAAAUUAAGCAGUAAAACUCUCAUAAAUAAAUGAAUAACAAUCGCAAACUAAAACGGUAAGUACUUUCAGAUUCAAGCAGAUUGAGCUUUAGUGAUUAAGAAUUCAGUGAUGAAGCUUCAGUAAAAAAGAGAGGGGCUAAAUAAAUUGAAAAAAGAAAUCUCAGAAGUCAAGUGAAAGACUAGUCUGACUUUUAGCUUAAAUUAGUUUUCACUCCUAAAAAUGUUAUAUUAGAAGGAUUAGAUGAGAACUGCUUCAAUUACAGCUUGUUCUUCUUUGAAAACUACAACACCAUAAGAUAUUUGACAUUUGAUGUUGAUUGGAGUAAAGGCGUUAUUGGAUAAAUUUUUGAUAACAAUUAUAAAAAACACAGAGAUACAUUUGGAAUCAUAGACCACUAAUUCACUCAAGCACAAUCGCUUCAAUAAAUGAGACUUCAAUUGGCUUUUGGAAUCGACUAAUCUUUUAUUGAACCCACUCUUUACAAAUAAGAUAACUCAAAUCCAGAUUAGAUCGAUAAUUUUAUCAAUUUGGAAGAAGACGAAGAAACAGAUAUUGAUCAUAGCCGCCAUCAUAGAUCCUUUUAUUCAAUAGAGGUCUUUAAAAAUGAAAUUUUCAUUAUUGGGGGCAGCUCAACUAAUAACCAUCUCCUGAAUUAUGAAAUGUCAUACGAUAUUAUACUAAAGGAUCUAUAGGACUUGGAAGUAAAGUAUUAGCCUCAUGACCUCUCAGGUUUAAAUUUCCCUAGAACUGGCCAUAGUUCUUUUAUAGUAGAUGAUUAUCUUUUUGUCAUUUUUGGUUAGUCUCAAACAGAAUGUGAAUACAUCAAAUUGUCAGUUAAACCUGAGGACAGGAAAUUUGAAAAAAUUAAAAUUGAAUUUGAUACUGAUUAUGAAGAAUUCGAGAAAGCUAUUGUAUUUAAAGAGAAUAAUAAUCCUUAAUCUGAAAUUAUCUAUUUCAUUGGUGGAAGCUUUAAGCAAAGGCGUUCAGGAAAUAAUAUAUUACAGCUUAAUUAAAUUAAGGUAAUCUGGGACUAAAAUGUCAAACCUUAAGGUAUUGAAGUAUGCAAAGUACAAGGCGUUUAGGAUUUCCAGUAUAAGCCACCCAAAGAUCAUUAAAAAAAAUGCUUAGAGUUUUCUUAAAGAUUGAAGUCUAAAUUGUACAACAAGGACUUAAAUAUUUGGUAUUUUAUUGAUGAUGAGUAGCAAUUAAUCAUUUAUGAUGUUGGCAAAAAGAAAUUUCACUAAAAAUGCUGUAAGGUUAAGAAUGGCUUUUGA
Molecule: messenger RNA, 1878 nt
Organism: Stylonychia lemnae
Lineage: Eukaryota; Ciliophora; Spirotrichea; Sporadotrichida; Oxytrichidae
Source: the annotation of a GenBank genome assembly